Molecule: messenger RNA, 712 nt
Organism: Pisolithus orientalis
Lineage: Eukaryota; Fungi; Basidiomycota; Agaricomycetes; Boletales; Pisolithaceae
Exons: 1
Coding region: 121-543 (140 amino acids)
Source: RefSeq, a predicted model, not a curated record
ACGGGCCCUCAUGUACAAGUCAGUGUGCGUGCCAAGUCUCCAUCUGCAUUUGACACUUGCUCCUUUGCGUGCAGACGACAUGGAACAAACAAGGGCUCGGAUUUGGACUACGACCAAUGGAUGUCAGUCCUCAAGUUAUCGACGACGUGGGAGUUCACUGGGUUGCGUAACGCCGCCAUCGAAUACUUGGAUUGUCCUCUCCGGCCUCUUGACCCCAUAACCAAAGUGGAAUUGGCUUUACAAUACAAUAUCCAAGAGUGGUUACUCUCGGCUCUGCUGGUGCUCGCGCGAAGAUCCGCUCCGAUCAGCAUAGAGGAAGGGCGUCGUAUUGGUUUCGAAAACGCACUGAAGUUGGCUUCGGUGAGGGAGAAACUUCGGCUGGAGACGGCCGUGGAAGAAUUCCCAUACAUCUACCACGACGGUGGCUCAACUCGGCAUGCCAUUCAUCAAUGCAACAUUGGAUACGUUGCCCUCGGUGAUAGGGACAAAGACGCUGAAAACCUCGACUACACUCCGUUUAUACGCAAAGUUUUUGGUCUAUAGUCAGUUGGAUAUGACUACUAGCUAUGUGGUGUGGAUGUACAUAUGUAACGCGGUCUCUCGUCUAUAUUUCUACUUCCAGUUCACGGUACCGAAUUCCAGGGGUCCAGCUAGCCUCCCUCACUUAGCUGUGUCUAUUUAGGUACAAGAAUACGCUGAGAAUGGCAAGGAG